AUUUUGACCUUAAACUAUUGCUUAAACUCCAUAAAACGAAUUUGCUGUGUUUUGCUUCGCUUAGUUCUAUAUCUGAAGAGGAAUCUUGAAGCUAUUAAUUUAUAUUAGAACAUCCUGUUAUUAAAAGUGUUAGUCCAAUCUCAGUUUAAAAAAUGGAAAAUGCAUACUUCUUCGAGUUCUACGAAGGCAAGGGUUUGGGUUUGAAAUCAUCAUCCGAAGGUGUCCUACCCAAAGGCAAGUGCAUUGGCCACUUGCUCUGGAUGGGAAAGACCUCCGAUUCGCAACCGCAGACACCAUCUCUACACCCGGACGCCCUCUUUGCCUUCACUUCCAUCACCGUUAUCCCUCUCCGCCGAACUUCGGUUACCCACUCUCUCCUUCUUGCAUUCACCCGCCGCGCAUCCCAUCUCCAUCUCCUCUCUAUUCCCCGACCUCUGCUACUUUCAUCCGAGGUUUACCGGACCAAGGAGACAAUCCAGAGAGAGGAAUCAGCGGUAGAAACCAAAAACAAAAAAGAAGGAAAGGAAAGCAGCAGAGGCCAUAACCACGAGAGGAACAUUCGGCUGAACCGGAGCUACCUCUUGGAACCAGAGAGUAGAAAUACAGAAGAAGGGUGUGAGGAGGCUGCACAGAAAACAGAGAAGGAGAAUUUGCAAAUUAAGAAAAGAUGCAGCACGACGAGGUCAUAUGGCAAGUUAUCCGGCACAAACACUGUAGUUACAUGGCCAAAAUCAAUACUGGGAUUUUCUGUAGGAAUCCUUAUAAUGUAACAGGGAUCUGUAAUCGUAGUUCAUGCCCUCUUGCAAAUAGUCGCUAUGCCACCAUCCGUGAUCAUGAUGGUAUGUUUAUGCUGUUGCUUUUCACUUUAUUUUGCCUGCCUUUUAGCUGCUGAGAUAGUGAUGAAAAAAAGAUGAGUGUUGAAU
This is a messenger RNA of Rubroshorea leprosula, 923 nucleotides long. The record is from the annotation of a GenBank genome assembly. NCBI's taxonomy places the organism in Eukaryota, Viridiplantae, Streptophyta, Magnoliopsida, Malvales, Dipterocarpaceae.